Molecule: messenger RNA, 1455 nt
Organism: Coregonus clupeaformis (lake whitefish)
Lineage: Eukaryota; Metazoa; Chordata; Actinopteri; Salmoniformes; Salmonidae
Product: testican-3
Exons: 12
Coding region: 66-1298 (410 amino acids)
Molecular function (GO): calcium ion binding; protein binding
Source: RefSeq, a predicted model, not a curated record
GAGAGAGAGAGAGAAUAGCUGUUAUUCCGCAUACGACAGCGAGCAGACAGACAGAGCCGCUAGCUAUGCGACAGAAUAACGACAAGAUGUUGAGUGUGGCUGUGCUGUGUGUGUGUGCCAUCGCCGGUGGAGUGUCGGCGCGCUCGGACAGCUGGAAUUUUCUGGAUGACAAGUGGUUAACAGCACGAUGGGACAAAUUCCGGGAUGAAGUGGAGGAGCCCGGAACAUGGAAUCCUGGGAAACCAUUUGAUCAAGGCCUGGACCCAGAUAAAGACCCCUGUCUGAAGAUCAAGUGUAGCCGUCACAAAGUGUGUGUUGCAGAAAACUACCAGACUGCUGCCUGUGUUAGCCAGCGGAGAGUCAGUGUGAAGGAAGCAGGCCUGUCUCUGAGUCCAGGGGCUAAAUGUAAACGCUGUCCAGUGGUUCAUCCCUCUCCUGUCUGUGGUACUAAUGGACACAGCUACUCAACCAAGUGUGUGUUGGAGUACAAGGCGUGUAUCUCAGGGAAGCAGAUAUCAGUCAAGUGUUCUGGUCCGUGUCCCUGUCCUGCUGCUCUACAUGAAUACAGCACCGCAGAAAAGACAGAGUGCAGUGUGUCAGACCUAAAGGAGGUAGUGGGUCGGUUAAAAGACUGGUUCAGAGUUCUACAUGAGAACGGAAACAGCCACAACAAGAAAAUCAACAUACACACACCUCAGAAAAACAAGUUCAGCUCAGGGGCGGGGCCUAUCUGUAAGGAUCCUCUUGGUUGGAUGUUCUCCCGCCUCGACACAAACUUUGACCUCCGGCUGGACCGAUCAGAGCUUAGCAGGCUGGGGCUGGACAGGAAGGAAGGCUGCUCCGACGCGCUCUUCGCUUCCUGCGACACACACGCCGACACACUCCUCCUCUCCAGUGCAGAGUGGUGCACCUGCUUCCAGAGAUACACAGACUCCCCCUGUUGGUCUGAACUGACCAGUAUUAACAAGAAACAGGCUGGGGAGAAGCUACUGGGUCAGUACCUGCCGGUGUGUGAUGCAGAGGGCUACUACCGGUCCCAUCAGUGCCACGGCAGCAGCGGACAGUGUUGGUGUGUCGAUCGCUAUGGCAACGAGGUCGCAGGGUCACGGACCCACGGAGCGGCGGACUGCGGGGUGGUGUUGGAAUCAUCUGGAGAUCAGGGCAGCGGAGACUCUCUCUUCUCUGACGACGACUAUGACAAUGAUGAAGAUGAUGCCUUCGUCCUGAGCGACCAGUCCCAGAUCGAUGAUGAAGAUGAUGAGGAUGACUAUGACGGAGAGGAAAGAUAUCUGUCAUAACUCCAUCACUCUGCACAUCGCUAGGGGACUACAGCAGCAAUAAUAGUUGCUAGGCGACCUCUACACCACUAACAGACUAAAGACAUUUCUCUCUCUCUGGUUGCGUCUCAAAUGGCAUCCUGUUCCCUGUGUAGUGCACCAGGUCCCAUAGGGUUCU